AUGCAACAUGUUGGUCGAUCGCUCGUUCAUUUCUUACUGAACGAAUUGCCUGCAUCACAAACAAAGAUUGGUCAUAUUCGAAUAGCAGACAAAUUCUUGGUAACGGAAACAGCGAGGACAAUCUAUGUCGAGCCAGAAAUGCUGAAAGCCAUGCAAGAAGGUAGAGUGGAACAUAUACAAGCAAAUUUGAACAUUCAAAGUACGGCAGAAAAAAUGUUUGAAGGACCAAAUGGGAUAAAGUACGAUUAUGUUUUUGAUCUGAGCGGAGAAGGUAUAGUGAAUCAUAUGUUACCGGCACAAGUCUUGUUGGAAAGAACUACGAAAUUGACCGGCCUACUUGCAAAGAUUGCUAGCAAAAAAGGUGUCAAAGCAUACAUUCGCGAUACACCUCCAUUCUGGUUGAGUAAGGCAGGAGAGACUAACUACUCGGAAAACUUUAUGGUAGAACAAGGACAAGGUGCAGAAACAGCUCGGGCAUACUAUUACUAUGAAGCAGAAAGGGCAGCAGCAAUAAAUGAAACGUUACCUUUGGUCAUUCUAAGAUCGGCAAAUGUGUUUGGACCGCAUCAAUACCAUGGCACAGUCACUCCACGAAUCGCUCUGGGUGAGGUAUACGCUCAUCUCAAAGAGCCUUUCAGACUUCUAUGGUCAGCGGAUCUAAGGCUACACACUUUGCAUUCUCGUGAUUGGUGCAGAGGUGCUUGGAAAGCGGCAGAAUGGAUGAGCAGCCGAUCAAGAGAAGAAGCCAACAAGAUUGCAGGAGAAUCUCUCCCAUAUAUCAAACCGAAGGAUGUUGGCAAGAUUGGCGAAGUUGUCGACAAGAGCAAGUCUGCCGAAAAUGCUUCUAUUGAGAAUAUUUGUCUACCUGAAAAGACGCCUAUUGCACCCGUUUUCAAUUUGGCUGAUCAGGAUGACAUGACACAAGGAAAGAUUCUUGAUGUGAUCGGAAAAGUAUUUGAUAUUCAGACUGGCUUUACCAAUGCUGCAAUCAAUGCAUGGGCUAAGUUGAACUUGAAUAGCGUAGUGGACGAAGCAAAUGAGAAGCAUACAGAAGCAGUAGCUGAAAUAUAUCCCAAUCAAGAUCCCCCGAUCAGAUAUACCCCACACACAUGUUAUCUUGGCACUCAAGAUCUUGCCCAGAAGGCUGAAGCGCUUGAUCCAACAAAGGCGGAAAAGAUUCUUGGAUGGAAAGCAAAAGAGAAAUUUGACGAAGAUACAGUCAAGGAGGUGAUCCAAAGCUUCAAAGAUGCAGGCGCUUGGCUUACGAGAUGA
Meira miltonrushii is the source of this 1272-nucleotide messenger RNA. RefSeq lists its product as uncharacterized. The transcript has a single exon. The record is from RefSeq and is a predicted model, not a curated record. The coding region runs from base 1 to 1272 and encodes 423 amino acids. Lineage: Eukaryota; Fungi; Basidiomycota; Exobasidiomycetes; Exobasidiales; Brachybasidiaceae.